AUGGCUGUGGAGCUCAUGAUGGGUUACAGAAACGAAAGCUUGGUUAAACAAAUUGAAGAGAACGCAGUUCAAGAGGCUGCCUCUGGUCUUGAGAGUGUUGAGAAGCUCAUCAAGUUGCUCUCUCAGUCUCAAAAACAAGAGGGUCAAGUUUCUUCUUUACAGCUUCAAAGAUCGUCCAUGGAUUUAGACAUGGAUUGCAGAGCUGUUGCUGAUGUUGCUGUGAACAAGUUUAAGAAGGUAAUCUCUCUCCUGGGUCGAACCAGAACCGGCCAUGCUCGCUUCAGGAGGGCCCCAAUGGCUUCUUCUACUUCUUCAUUUCCAAAUCCAGUCCCAGAGCACUCCCAUGAGGUAUCUGAAGUUAAGAUUUACUGUCCAACACCAAUCCAACAAGUCCUUCCCGUUCAUUAUCAUCAACCUCAGCCGGAGAAUCAGGUGGUGAUUCCAAGAAAUGGUGUGAUGGAAAGGAAGGAUUCGGUGUCGAAGACGAUAAGUUUUUCGUACACGCCGGCGAUUUCUCGUGCAAAUUCGUUCAUGUCGUCGUUGACCGGUGAGACUGAUAGCAAACAGCAUUCUUCAUCGUCGGCGUUUCAGAUUGCCAAUCUGUCUCAGGUUUCUUCCGCUGGAAAGCCUCCUUUGUCCUCGUCUUCCUUUAAGAGGAAGUGCAGUUCGUCGGAAAACGCCGCCUCCGGCAAGUGCAGUGGCUCUUCCGGCCGCUGCCACUGUUCCAAGAGAAGGAAGCUGAGACUGAAGAGGGUAAUUAGGGUUCCGGCGAUAAGCAUGAAGAUGUCGGACAUACCACCUGACGACUAUUCUUGGAGGAAGUACGGACAGAAACCCAUUAAAGGGUCUCCACAUCCAAGGGGUUACUACAAGUGCAGUAGUGUGAGAGGAUGUCCAGCACGUAAACAUGUUGAGAGAGCUUUGGAUGAUCCAACCAUGUUGAUUGUUACCUAUGAAGGGGAGCACAACCACUCCCUCUCUGUUGCAGAAACAGCUAAUCUUAUUCUAGAGUCUUCUUAG
Molecule: messenger RNA, 1020 nt
Organism: Ilex paraguariensis (yerba mate)
Lineage: Eukaryota; Viridiplantae; Streptophyta; Magnoliopsida; Aquifoliales; Aquifoliaceae
Source: the annotation of a GenBank genome assembly